AAAGGUUUCAGUUUCAUUUUAACUGUGGCAGCGUCCGAGCACAAUGGAAAAACCAAAACAAAUUCUAAUAUGGGGUCUAUUGUGCGCCCUGCUCCACUCGCAAGGAGACGGCGGUGCAUUGGCUGUGCUUUGGCCAUGUGAAAGCGAUGCGGAUUGCACAGCUGCUGGCUCUAGCUGUGACCCGGAAACAAAUCUCUGCGCCUGCUCCAGCUUUGAUCAGGUCUUCUCGGAUGACUACUCGGAAUGCUUGACCACCUCGCUGAUUGGUGACGCAUGCCAAGACACCGUUCAAUGCAAUCUUAUGCCAACGGGAGCCAGUUGUAAAACCGGGGUCUGCGAUUGCGCCGAUGGCCAAACCUAUUUGCAAGGCAAAUGUAGGCCAGUGAAUGGACUCAACGAGCCCUGCGAAACGGAUUUGGAUUGCUUUUUUGGCUACGAUCGAGCAUCCGUGCGCUGUGAGGAGAGCGUUUGCGCCUGUGCAAAUGGCUAUUAUCACAGAUAUGGAAACAUAUGCCGUCGCAAAUCAAUGGAAAAAAACGAUGCUUGCGUCGUUAAUGCGGACUGUGAUGCACUGGGCGCCAGUGCCGCCUGCGUGAAUCUAAGCUGUACGAUUGUGGAUGAGUCGAGCACCACGGCCAGCACCACCGUCGGCACGGCAACCACGCCGGAGGAGAACGACACCGAGAGCACGACGGAGAAUAUCGAAACAACUGAUGCGAUAACGAAUCCAAGUGAAUCGAAUGAGGAGACAACCGAACCGGAAUCCAUUACCACAACCAUUAGAACCGAGGAGCAGACCGGUUGGGCGCGCGAAAAGAAACAGUUCACCAAAGCUUUUCCGCAUGCCACGCCCACUCACAAGGAUGCCGCCGCCCAGGCGACAUUGCCAUUGAUUAACGGCGACAACGAGCCGUUGCUGUUGACCCCUCGUCGCAGUCGUGAAAUCGCUGUGCAGACGAGCAUCGAGCAGUACGAGCUGAAGGAGCUGGGACGCAGUUUCAAGAAUGCGGCCACAGCAACUACAACAACAACAACAACCGCCUCAACYAACUCCAUCAAUAAUCGUCGUCGGUUGCCCGCCAUCUUUCGCUAUGAUAAUGAGGAUAUUAAAACGUAUUCAACGUUGGGAUCGAGUCGCGAUGACGACGAUAUUGAGGACAAAAAGUAUGGCAGUAGCUGCACUGACAAUGGCAAAUCCUGCACUGGCCUGCCCCACUCGAUCUGCACAAACAAGAUUUGCCUGUGCAGGCAGGGCUAUUAUGCUCGAAACGGCAAAUGCUUUGCAGAGCUCGGCGAGAUAGCGGAGAGCAGUGACGAAUGUGAAUAUGAGUUUGAUAAGUUGUCCAAGUCUUGUAUAUGCCAAAAGAACUAUUUUUAUGAACGUGACCUGCGCAAUUGUAGAAAACCCAUUCAGUAUCAUCUGUCUUGCACAUCGAACAGCCAAUGUAGUCCCUUUGGCGCCUCCUAUUGCCACCCGCAGAUUCCCAGACGUUGCACGUGCGAGGAGUACGCCCAAUAUAAUGAGAUCUCACAGCUCUGCGAAUAUAAGGACGGCUUGGGCGCUGAGUGUGAGUCGAACGAUGGCUGCCUGGUGGAUCAUUCCAUUUGCUCAAACCGCUUCUGUGUGUGCCGCGACAACUAUUAUGAGAAGGACGAAAUGUGUGUGGCAGGCAUUGGUGCCGAGUGCUCAGAGGAUGAAGAGUGCAUAGCUGAAAACACCGCAUGUCUUAGCAAUUCAGCCAAAGAUUCGGAGCAUCCGCGCUCCUGUCAAUGCCGCAAGGGCUAUGUGCACUUCAAGGACGAGUGUGUCAAGGAAGCCGACGAGCUAGGCGAGGAGUGUAUCGGGGAUGAGCAGUGCAAGCCGCUGCUAGCUACUUGCAAUGAAGCAGGCAAAUGCAGCUGCACCGAUGAGCAGCACGAAAAGAAUGGAAUAUGUGAAACGAAACGACAGCUAAGCGAGCCCUGCUCAAAGGCCACAGAGUGUUUUGUUGAAAAGGAUCCCGAGAAUGUGGAAUGUCGCAACUCCGUCUGUCAAUGUAAAUUUGGCUAUCAAGCGAACACUGAGCAGAAGCAGUGCAUACGCGUAAUGCCCAACAAAAAGAAUUCUUCCGGUAGGCCCAGCGCUCUAAAAAUCAUUACAUUCGCAUUGAUAGGCUCCGCUUUUUUAAUAACCAGCGCAGCCAUUAAGCAGGCGUACUAUUAGUUGGCAUCAUUGAUGUAGCCAUAGACAACCAAGAAAGCAAAUCAAGAGUUUUAAUUAGAUAAUAUAUAUAUGAAUAAUUUUAAUUGUAAAUGUUUAAGCGUUGUGAGCAACUCCCUGUGGAUAUGUUGAGGCCAUGUAACCAGGUCCCAGUUGACCCGGUUUAGUAUUGAUUGCAGUAUUAAUCAAUGAUGAUGCAUGGCAUGCAUAUAUAUACAUACAUAUAUACAUUAAGCUAGUAUUAAACAUUGUAAGCAAUACAAGAGAAAUGCAUAAAUGCAUAAAAGAUUAGAAAUUCGGUGAGAUAUUUGCUCGCUUCUAUCAAUUAACUACUCUUUAAGCAAACCUUUCAAAUUAAGUUCAAUCAAAUGAUGAGUAACUGAUGUAAACUUGUAAAAUAUGCGCUAAUAAAUUAAGACAAACA
Drosophila arizonae is the source of this 2624-nucleotide messenger RNA. RefSeq lists its product as uncharacterized. NCBI's taxonomy places the organism in Eukaryota, Metazoa, Arthropoda, Insecta, Diptera, Drosophilidae. The record is from RefSeq and is a predicted model, not a curated record.